CGUGGAGGCAGCGGCAGCGGCAGCGGCUGUGAGGGAUCGAGAGCAGGUCUGGGGACAGGUGAGGGCUUUCCCAACCCAGCCCGUUCCCCCGCCCCCACGUCCCACUCAAGCCUCUGGGUCCCUCUUUCUCUAUUUCUUAGCCCAUGCCUUUGUCUCUUUGUCUCUCUCUGCCCACGCUCUCUAUCGUCCUGUUCGCCUGUCUCUCCAUAUCUCUGUCUCCAUGUCUCCCGAUCUCUGUUUAGCCUCUGGACAGCUCUGUUUCUGUACCUUUAUCUCUCCUUGCCCCAUUCUCUGGGUCUCUCUCCAUGUCUCUAUCCCCUCUUUGUCUCCUAGCCCACAUUUUUGUCUGUCUUUUGCUCUCUGGUCUCUUGCUGUGUGUCUCAUUCUGCUUAGUCUGUAUGUGUCUCAGUCUAUAUUUCUGUUUCACCCAUUUCUGGGGCUCCAUCUGAGAUCUUCCCUGCUUCCCCCUUUCUCUACACGGUGCUGUGGGGGAAGGGAUUGAGGUUAGAUGGAUUUUCAGGCAUCUGGGCCCCUGCAAACCUAAGCCCAGGGUCUGACUCCUCUCUGGUCCCUAGGGAGAGGGUUGUUCCAUUGACUCUGGGCUUCAUCCACAGCGGGCAAGUUUUAUAAGGUCAGGAUCCUAUUUGCCAUUUGAAAUUCCUCUGGGCUCGGAGAAUGGGAACUCUGAGGGUCAUUUCGAGCUCCACGCCUGAUACUUUCUGUGCCCUCCUCUCCAAGGCAGUCCCCAGGUUCCCCAGAAUCUCUAGGUCUAGACUCCGGGUGACAUUAGCGCUUCCGCCCAGAGCAGCUCUAGGGCAACCGCGCCCUCAGCAAACACCCCCCUUCCACCGCCGCUGCCCCAGCAACAGUUGGGGGCGGGCCUGGGAAUCACGUGCUGGAUCUUGGCCUCUCCCACUCUCCCCCCACCCCUCAAGUCAUCACUCGUGGGGGCGGAGGGGGGCCACUGCCUCCUAGACCGCAUGUUUGAAUCUCAGAGAGGGUGGCGCCGGGGCUGGAGGCGGAGGGCGGAGGCUCCUGACUCUGCCCCCUGACCCUCCAGGCCGGACUGCCCCUACUAGACCAGACCCUUCGCCCCCCAUGCCCCGCCGCCCUCACGAUGCUGAACUGUCCGCCUUGGCGGCUGUUAUUGCUGCUCUCGUCGUGGGGGCCGCUGCUCCGGAGGGCGGAGACAGGCUCUGUCGGGCAGACGGCGGGGGAGCUGUACCAGCGCUGGGAACGCUACCGCAGAGAGUGCCAAGAGACACUGGAAGCCGUGGACCCCCCAACAGGCCUCGCCUGUAACGCGUCCUUCGAUAUGUACGUCUGCUGGGACUACGCUGCACCCAACGACACUGCCCGUGCGUCCUGCCCCUGGUAUCUGCCUUGGCAUCGUCACGUGGCUGCAGGCUUUGUCCUCCGCCAGUGUGGCAGUGAUGGCCAAUGGGGACCUUGGCGAGACCAUUCGCAGUGUGAGAACCCAGAAAAGAAUGGGGCCUUUCAGGAUCAACGGCUGAUUUUGGAGCGGCUGCAGGUCAUGUACACCGUGGGCUACUCCCUGUCCCUGGCCACACUGCUGCUAGCCUUGCUCAUCUUGAGUUUCUUCAGGCGGCUGCGCUGUACUCGAAACUACAUCCACAUGAACCUGUUCACGUCCUUCAUGCUGCGGGCGGCGGCCAUCCUCACCCGAGACCGUUUGCUACCUCCACCUGGCCCCUACCCUGGGGACCAGGCCCCUGUCCUGUGGAACCCGGCCCUAGCUGCCUGCCGCACGGCCCAGAUCGUGACCCAGUACUGCGUGGGUGCCAACUACACGUGGCUGCUGGUGGAGGGUGUCUACCUACACAGUCUCUUGGUGCUUGUGGGAGGUUCCGAGGGGGGCCACUUCCACUGCUACCUGCUUCUCGGCUGGGGGGCCCCCGCGCUUUUCGUCAUUCCCUGGGUGAUCGUCAGGUACCUGUACGAGAACACGCUGUGCUGGGAGCGGAACGAUGUCAAGGCCAUAUGGUGGAUCAUACGCACCCCCAUCCUCAUGACCAUCUUGAUUAAUUUUCUCAUCUUUAUUCGCAUUCUUGGCAUCCUCGUGUCCAAGCUGAGGACGCGACAGAUGCGCUGCCCGGACUACCGGCUGAGGCUGGCUCGCUCCACGCUGACGCUGGUGCCCCUGCUGGGCGUCCACGAGGUGGUGUUUGCGCCGGUGACAGAGGAACAGGCCCGGGGUGCCCUGCGCUUCACCAAGCUCGGCUUCGAGAUCUUCCUCAGCUCGUUCCAGGGCUUCCUGGUCAGCGUCCUGUACUGCUUCAUCAACAAAGAGGUGCAGUCGGAGAUCCGCCGCUGCUGGAGCCGGUGCCGCCUGCGACAUAGUCUGGGGGAGGAGCAGCGCCAGCCACCGGAGCGCCUGUCCAGGACCCUGCCCUCGGGCUCAGGCCCCUGCCGGGUCGCCCCUGACCGCGCCCUGUCCUUGGGGACCCUCCCAGCGCCUGGGGAUGAGGCCAGCCGGGUCUUGGAAAGUUACUGCUAGGCAGUGGGGAUCUGUGUCCAUUCGAGUUCGCAUGUAUUUAUUGAGCGCCUACUGUGUACCAGGCCCAGUGUCGAGGGCGCUGGAGAAACUGGGGUGCGGUGGGAGGGGGGGAAACAGAAGACAAGGUCCCUGUUCUCCUAGAGUUCACAGUUCACAGUUGGGGGGGCAGCAAAGACAGAAUAUCAAGUUAGACACACACUGUGGAAUGGCUAAUGAGGAAAAGUUAGAAGGGAGCCUAGGUUGGUCCAGGAGGGCAUCUCUGAGGAGGUGACACUUAAGCCAUGCCUACAAGAGGUGAAGGAGACCGCUUUGGGAAGAAGAUUCUAGGCAGAAGGAACAGCAUCUGCAAAGGCCUUUACGCAGGAAAGAGCUCAGUGGUGCCUGAGGAACAGACAGGAACAGACGCUGCCAUGUGAUGGGACAGAUUAUCAGGGGCAGGAGAGGCAGCUGCAGAGGGGCGGGAAGUGGUUGGACUCUGGCGCUAUUUUAUUUUAUUUUAUUUUUUUUAAUUUUUUUUUUUUAAAGAUUUUUUUAAUUUAUUUAUUCGACAGAGAUAGAGACAGCCAGCGAGAGAGGGAACACAAGCAGGGGGAGUGGGAGAGGAAGAAGCAGGCUCAUCGGAAGAGCCUGAUGUGGGGCUCGAUCCCACAAUGCCGGGAUCAUGCCCUGAGCCGAAGGCAGACGCUUAACCACUGUGCCACCCAGGCGCCCCUGGCGCUAUUUUAAAGGUAGAACUGAGGAUUUGCCACCGUUUCGCGAGAGGGAAGUGCAGCAAGAGAAGUCAUGGAAGACUCCUAGGUUUGAAAUGAAGGAAAGAGAGAGGGAGAUGGGGUUCAGGGUGGGCAGAGCCAGGAGUGCUCUUUGGACAUGUCAAGCUGGGAAGAAGGCCCUGGAGCUCACAGGACAGGUGAGGGAUGGAAAGAGAAAUGUGAGCAGCACUGGGGUGGGGCAGAAAGGAGGACUUGGUAUGUAGACUGAACAUGAGCCAUUCUGGGCAGGCCUCAGAGCAGAAAGCAGGACCACUGCCUGCUGGGGGGAUGGAAACACCCCCCCCCAAAUCCUGGGCGGUCCCUGGGGAACUGGGAGAACGGGGGAGGGGAUCUGACAGCCUGUAUCUGGACCAUCUGUACACACACAGGACUCUCACUCCUAAAUCCAUCCCCCACUCAGAUCUACACUUAGAUUCAGUUAGUACCUGGGUGUUGUUUUCCUUAGGGUCCCCAGCCCCCUGGACAGAUGUGCCCCCACAGCAGCUGGAGUCCUUCAAGCAUGGGGUCAUGCUGGGCCCCCUCAUGGGUUUGGGGGGCUGCUCUAAGGCAGGGGCCUUGUAAAUCAAGCAUGAGAAACAGCUGUAUUUUUGUGUAUGGGAGGUAGGUGGGAGAAUCUUCCUGGCCAGGCCAUCAGGAGAAACGAGAGGCGGGCUGUGUGCUUGCAGUGGUCUUGCAAUCUCUUCACCCAUGUGUUGCCACAAGAAGAUGGACACUAUGCUGCCACUGUCCCCCAUGCCUAACAGAAACCCCUGCUGGGAUUGUUCAUGUGAUCUCCCGAUAACUAUUUACAGUGUAUACAAUUAAAAUUAUGUGUGUG
Ailuropoda melanoleuca (giant panda) is the source of this 4105-nucleotide messenger RNA. RefSeq names its product gastric inhibitory polypeptide receptor (gene GIPR). Gene Ontology annotation, biological process: adenylate cyclase-modulating G protein-coupled receptor signaling pathway; cell surface receptor signaling pathway. The record is from RefSeq and is a predicted model, not a curated record. Gene Ontology annotation, cellular component: plasma membrane. The transcript has 13 exons. Gene Ontology annotation, molecular function: G protein-coupled peptide receptor activity; gastric inhibitory peptide receptor activity; peptide hormone binding. Lineage: Eukaryota; Metazoa; Chordata; Mammalia; Carnivora; Ursidae. The coding region runs from base 1118 to 2518 and encodes 466 amino acids.